CGUGCAGCAGUCCCUGGUCCAGUUCUGCUCAUCCUCUCUGCACAGCAACAUGAAGGUCUCCGUUGCUGCCCUCGCCGUUCUCCUCAUUGCUGCCUUCUGCUCCCUGGCCUCCUCUGCCCCAGUGGGACCGGACAUGCCCAUCUCCUGCUGCUUCUCCCACACAGCCCGCCAGAUCCCACGCAGCAUGGUAGUGGAUUACUAUGACACCAGCAGCAAGUGCUCCUUACCCGCUGUAGUGUUUAUUACGAAGAAAGGCCGGGCCGUCUGUGCCAACCCCAGCAACUCCUGGGUCCAAGCCUAUGUGACCACCUGGAGCUGAACUGAGCGGAGUGGGAGACGGAGAAUUAUUUCUAUUUAUUAUGUGUAUUACAGUAGCACCUUGCAGCCCCAUUGUGCCAGGUGCUGUCACAUGAGACAAACAGGCAAUUCCUGAGCCCAAGCACUGGCUAUCUAAGAACAGAGUUCAAAGGGCACCAGAAGGACCUCACCUCACUUCUGCUGACACAAGCCAGGAUGCUGCUACCAACCCACUUUUCAAAGAACUGACAAACGCUGGACUUUUAACAUAUUAUGUGACGCUCUUUAAGACAUGCAGUUGGGACCCUAUUUUUUGUAUUGCUAAUUAUAUUAUUUAUGGCAUGUGUGCAGGUGGGUCACAUGACUCCCUGUGCAUCGCAGUGACUGGCACAAAAACACCCCAAAUAUGUUGAGUUCUUUGUGCUGUAAUAUUAGGCUAUGACUAGGGAUUGGGUAAAGUGAU
Molecule: messenger RNA, 760 nt
Organism: Gopherus flavomarginatus (Mexican gopher tortoise)
Lineage: Eukaryota; Metazoa; Chordata; Testudines; Testudinidae
Product: C-C motif chemokine 4-like
Exons: 3
Coding region: 50-319 (89 amino acids)
Biological process (GO): positive regulation of ERK1 and ERK2 cascade; cellular response to interleukin-1; lymphocyte chemotaxis
Cellular component (GO): extracellular region
Molecular function (GO): CCR chemokine receptor binding; chemokine activity
Source: RefSeq, a predicted model, not a curated record